Esox lucius (northern pike) is the source of this 2142-nucleotide messenger RNA. RefSeq names its product small nuclear RNA activating complex, polypeptide 2 (gene snapc2). Gene Ontology annotation, molecular function: RNA polymerase II general transcription initiation factor activity. Bases 184 to 1812 code for a protein of 542 amino acids. The record is from RefSeq and is a predicted model, not a curated record. Gene Ontology annotation, biological process: snRNA transcription. Gene Ontology annotation, cellular component: nuclear body. The transcript is spliced from 6 exons. Lineage: Eukaryota; Metazoa; Chordata; Actinopteri; Esociformes; Esocidae.
GGUAACUACUGUAGUGAUACUGUACUACUUUUCGUUCUGGUAUUUUGACAGACGACAUACUGGUUCUGCUUACUUUUCAUGUAGUUAUUGUAUUAGUGUUCGAUGUCAUUUACCAAAAGAAAGAAACUACCUUUCACCACUGUUUCUUGGUUUGUUUACUGUACAGCCUAACUCUCUUGCGGGAUGAAGCCUCCCUCUCGUCUGCGAAUAAAACCAACGCGCUUUGUUAGCAAGAAGACCGACAACACUGGAACCAAGCGAAAACCAAAAAUUGCGUUUACGGGAUGGAGUCGGACGGAGCAGCAGAUCUUGCUGCGGUGUCUUAAUAGUCAGAGCAAGAAAACUGCCGGGAUCCACGGUGCGAUAGACCUAGAAGCUCUUCACGCGAAACUCCCCAAGCGCUCUACAGAAGAAAUCCAGUCCCAGUUGGAGUGUCUGAUGAUGCGUGUGCUGAGAUCUGUGGUGAUUCAGGUGAAGAGCCAGAGGUCUGAACAGAAGGUGGCCAUGAAACCCAUCCAGCAGUGGGCUGAGCUGGCCCAUGAUAUGGCAGGUGCUCUGGAGGAACCCAUCACCUCUGCAUUUGCUCAGAUGCUAGUCAUCUCUGCCACCGAGCCCGGCAGCCUGAAGAAUUCGGACCCUCCACGAGAAGGCUACAUCUCCAAGCCACAGAGCUCCAACCUGAAGACCAUCCCUGCCAGACCCAUCCCGACCCCUGUCUCUGUGACACCCCCAGCCCACCCAAGGGCACUUAACAGUCCUACAGGCGCCAUCUCGAAAUAUGGCGGCAACACUUCCAGCAUCCCUUCAACUCAUCAAUCCAAUCACCCAACAGUGACGGUCUCUCCAGUCGCCGGUGAUGUGUCAACGCGGCAACUGCCACUUGCCGCCUCUGGUUCCUCUGCCUCCAGUGGGCCAGCCGCCGCUGGUGCCAGGCCGACGCAUCAGCACACCAGCGCCGGUCCGAGGAGAAGCAAACACGCGGAUGGGAACACUCCUCGAUACACAGGCCUGGGCUGCAUCGUGGACCUGGAGAAGAUCUAUCGCUUCUUGAGUACCAUCCAUAUUCAGAGUGAAUGUUUCAAACUGACUCCUAUGGAAAGUGCUGUUGUACUGGACCUGCUCAUGUCUCUUCCUGAAGAGCUCCCCCUCCUGGACUGUGCCAGACUGCAGCACCACCUGCUUGAGGUCCAUAAACGAUUCUCAGCACCGGUUCCCAAGGCAGCCCAGGGACGCAUCUGUACUGGGAAGUCCACGUCCUUGAAUGAAGAAGGAACGAAAGCAGAGGAUCAAGGAAGACCAGUUGGUCACCGAGGAGGAAAUGAUGAAGGAGAAACACCUGUGACAACGCCUCCACAUCAAGCUGUCAGAGACGCAGCGGUUGCCCCACUUGAGACGCUACCAAAGAGUCCGGUAGAUGGAGAGCAGGAUGUGUCUAUUAGAGGGAUGCCAGAUGGUCAGGGAAGUGAUGGAGCAGAAUCCUCCUUAACCAAUCAGGAUGCGGCCUCAACGGCGGCAUCUGGCAACCUUGUUGCCGGGUGUUCUGAUUUCAGUGCCGAAGAUGGGGCUGCUUUGGCACCGGGGAGUACACAGGAAAGAGUGGGAUCUGAGACAUUCACACCUUUGCAGGCCAGCGGUCACGACCAGGGUCAACCUCUGUUGCCCAAUGACACGUCAGUGAAGUCGGGAAAGGCCAAACAAAGAAAAGCUGACUGGAAAAAGGCUGGACUCUGUCCUCUUAACCCCUUCGUGGUGCCUUUGAAACUGUUGGCACGACGAACGGUACAGCCGGUGGAGGAGGUGGCAUCUCAGUAGCCUCCAUUUUGUACAUGUGCACUUUUUGAGAAGAAAUAAACAUGGCUAAAAAUCUUGGAAUACAUAUGUUCUUAAGCAGUUAAUUAGUAAAUACAAAAGAAUGAAGGAGACGUGCAGGUCACAGCAGUGAAUAAUAAGUUAUUUAAUCAGAAAUGUCUCACUGUCAUUCAUUUGUGGUUCAUUUGAUUGUGAUUUGUUCUUUGGAUCAUUUGCGGCUGUUCUAUUCAUGUGUUACUGUUAUAUAGCCUUUAAAACUGAUUUUAGUAAAACAAAUGUAUCAUACAGUGUACAGAAAUUGUAAGGAAAUAAAUAUAAUACGUUUUUUGUACA